Molecule: messenger RNA, 4708 nt
Organism: Paramormyrops kingsleyae
Lineage: Eukaryota; Metazoa; Chordata; Actinopteri; Osteoglossiformes; Mormyridae
Source: RefSeq, a predicted model, not a curated record
AUCUUCGUCAGUCUAUGCAUAUACAUUUAGCAAUAUAUUCACUGUAUGGCAAAAUUAUAGCAUGAACAAAAACAAUCACACAUAAACUCUUGUAAUUGGGGAAUCAAAGAUGCACAGCACUUCCGGAAGAGGUAGCCAGCAGGUAUCCUUCCACUGGCCUGCCAGAUGACAGCGCCUGUUCAGGAGACCGGAAUUUGCUCUGACACGUGACAGCCGUACCGUUCAUAAGGACCUUCCGUCUACCAUUUAACUUUCGCUUUUGGUCAUACAGUGUCAUCAGGGCUAUAUAAAAAACGUCCCAUUUGAAGCACAAGGGAACAAGGAAACAGUUCUUCGAUUUGUUGCGACGAGAGAAGGAGCAAAUAAAACAUCGAUAAUCAUGAACAGCCGGAUGGAUCAGAUAGCGAAUCUGUUGGAAAAGAUCAAGUUAAUUUCUGAGGAAGCUGCGCACACACUACGUGAUUGUUUUUUUCACCUUCAGAGACUGCUAAUGAUCAUGGUAUUCCCUCAUUAAAAAUGAAGGACCUUAAUGAACUCCUGCCAGGUGAAUGUAAUUUGCAAAUUCGGACACAGAUCAUGGAUCUCAUCAACGCAUUUUUACAGGAACAAGAUGGACAAAGUAUGGAGUCAGUCCCAGCUGAAAUCAUGAGUCAUUUUUCCGCUUCAGAAGCAGUUUCCUAUGAUCCAGAUAUUCUGGCAUCAACAAGAGAGAACCUUAAUAAACUCCUGCCAGGUGAAAGUAAUUCUCAACUUCGAAGUCACAUCAUGGGUCUCAUCGAUGUGUUUUUACAGGAACAAGCCAGACAAAGUAUGGAUUCAAUCCCAGCUGAUGUCAUGAAGACUGUUCCCUAUGAUCCAGAUAUUCUGAGAUCAACAACGGAGGACCUUAAUAAACUCCUGCCAGGUGAACGUAAUUAUCAACUUCGAAGUCACAUCAUGGGCCUCAUCAAUGAAUCUUUACAGGGGCAAGCCGGACAAAGUAUGGAAUCAAGCCCAGCUGAUGUCAUAAAAGACAAACCUGUUAUCAUAGUGUUCAUGCACCACUGUCGCGAUCUCAGUCACAUGAUCAAUGACAACUGCUUGACUAAAUGCCAACCGUCCAGUGACAACAAAGUGCACAGUUUCCACUGUGCCUACCAUGACUCAGUAGGGCUGCUGAGAUGCCAGGAAAAUGAGCAGGUGGUCAACAUGGUGCGGUCAGAACUGCUGAGAUUUUUAUUACAUUUACUCUGCAGCUAUGCUGACUCACAAGCUGAGGUCCCACAGUCCAGCAUUACUUGCACACAACAGGAUACGGAGCAGCAGCCAAUGGCUACUAAGAAUGCAAAGACACUAAACAUCACUAAAGACAGUGAGCUUCACAGGGGAGGCCCCAAGCCAGUAGAUGAGGGGAGUGAAUCUGAACAGAGGAUGACUGUAUCACCAAUGGAACAUUCCACCGGCUACUCUGGAGGUCUUGCUCCGGAGGCCCCACAGUCCAAUGUUGAUCACACCAAUGUGGAUUUAGAGGAGAAGCAGAUGGCUGCCCAGGAUGGCAAAAGGUCACACAUCGCGAAUGACAGCGAGCUUCUUAGGAACGUCACUGAUCCUGCUGGUGAGGAGAAAGAAUUGCAUCAGCAGGUGUUUGUACCAGCAUUGGAACAUUCCACUGGCCCCUGUGGAGCAGUGAAAGUACACAUUAAUGGAAAAACUUCAAAUCUCCAUGACACUUUCAUGAAGAAGCUGAAUCUGCAGAUAGAUCAGUGCAGUCGAGAGAGCUGCAGUACCAUCCUGGUCUUCUGUCCUUUUCCUUGUCAGACUGGGACAGACAAGGAUGCAGCAAAGAGCAGAGUAACAGAAACGUCAGCGGUUUCUUCGCCUGAAGUGUCCUCCCAGUUUAACCCAAGCCCUAAGAAGAUGAUGUACACUUCUUUAGUGAAAAUCCAGAUUCUGGUUGCCGGAGAAACUUUCAAUACCCAUGAAACCUUCAUACAAAAGCUGAAGCUACAGACAGAGCUCUGCAGUGCAGAGAACAGCAAUGUCAUCCUGGUCUUCUGUCCUGUUGUUUCUCGGAUUGGGACAGACAUGAAGGCAGCAAUGGCCAGAGUUACAGAAGACAAACCUGCCAUCCUGGUGUUCAUGCACCACUGUCACAACCCCAGUCACAUGACCAACAUCAUAGUGGAACCGUGCAGUAGCAACAUAGUGCAAGUCGUCCACUGCAUCUUCCAUGAGUCAGUAGGGCUGCUGGAAUGCCAGGAAAAUGAUCAAGCGGUCAACAUGGUGCGGUCAGCACUGCUGAGGUACAAAAGUAAAGAAACAGACUCUCUGCAGGAGGAGCAUGUUGAAUCACAUGCUGCAGUCCCUCAAUCCCACAAUGGUCCGACAAAGGUUAUUUGCACCAAGUCAGCAGUGACUGUACCAGCUACGGAGCAGUCCACUGCCUCCUCUGAAGAAACUUCAUCGAUGAAUAAGUUCAAACAAUUCUUCCAACGGAAGCCAAGCUUGACUUCAGUGAAAGUGCAUGUGCUGAUUACGGGACAAACGUUCAAGAGUCAUCUUAUCUUCAUUCAAAAGCUGAAUCUGCACAUAGAGGACUGCAGUGCAGAGAGCAGCAGCGUCAUCCUGGUCUUCUGUCCUGUUGUUUCUCAGAUUGGGACAGACAUGGAGGCAGCAAUGGCCAGAGUUACAGAAGACAAACCUGUCAUCCUGGUGUUCAUGCACCACUGUCACAGCCCCAGUCACAUGACCAACAUCACAGUGCAACCAUCCAGGGGCAACAUAGUUCAAGUCGUCCACUGCGCCUACCAUGAAACUACAGGGCUGCUGCAAUGCCAGGAAAAUGAGCAGGCGGUCACCAAGGUGGAAGCAACAUUGAAGAAAUACAAGUGAAGAAACAGACAUGACACAAGAAGCAUGGAUUAAUACUACUAAAUAUUGUGCACAUAUGAUUUUAAUCAGUCUUCAUCAAUUAUACACAGUUUGGAUUUGUCUUUUAUAAUUGCAUGGCAGAUUGCUCACCCAUCUGAAUUGCUGGCUCACUGACUAAUAAUUAUUGGCAGCAGACAUGGUAAAGAGAUUUAAAGAACUAGUAUUGAGUCCCAGUGGAGAUCACUAGAGUGACGCUGUAGUCCAGGGGUGCCCAAGUCCUGUCCUGGAGGGCCAGAGCCCUGCACAUUUUUGGGUUUCCCCUCAUUUAACACACCUGAUUCAACUCCUCAUGCUAAUUACCGCACAGCUCUUGAGCUGAAUCAUUUAUGGUGAAUCAGGGAAAGAACUGAGCUCAGGGCUCUGGCCCUCCAGGACUGGAGUUGGGCACCCCUGCCAUAGAGUAUGGUACCUAAUCUGAACUGCCUUACUGACCAGUACUAGUACAUAAAGGAAAAUGUGAAGAAGGGAGCUUGUUGAAGUCGCCUUAUAAUAGUGUGUCUGUCAAGGAGGAUGAUGGUGUAAUUAUCCUGGUGGGGAGUUUAACUGUAUACAGAGCAUUUCUUGCUGGGAGACACCCACUGUGUAUGAAUGCAUGCAUUAAAUACACACACAAACACAUACAGACAUACGCGCCUUUUUAAUAAUCAUGAAGCAAGUUGAUCAUUCAUUGACAAUCACUAUCACAAUCAGAUUAAGUAAAUUUAACACUUUAAAACAGAGAAAGAUAAUAAAGGUAUUUAAAUACACAUUCUGCGGGUCUGUCAAUUUUAGUGACUCUACAUAUGGAGCUCAAGCUUGAUCCAUCUCUUGAGUUCUGGAAAAGUGUUACAGCAGUAGGAAAGCAGCUUCUUAGAACUAACAAACUAGAACUAACAAUCAAACAUAAAACUGUCUUGCAGUAGAACUUCUGGCCAUGUGAAAAUGGAUUGCUUGAACUUGGGAAAACAAAAAUUAGUCUCCCUCCCCCCAAAGUUUAAGGUUUAGAGAAGCAGAGGCACUGAAAAGAAAAUGGUAUCACUUUACUUAAAGCUGUAAUCUGAAAUUCAUUAUAGAUACCUGUAAAACAAUGGAACUGGGAUAGUGGGAAUUAUAGGGUUAAUGUUUUGUCUUAGGCCUUAUGCAAGAAGACGCUGUUGCAUUCUGGGAUUAUGGUUAGGCCUUAGGCAAGGAGAUGCUCUUGCAUUCUGAAAUUGUGGUUAGGUCUUAGGCAAGAAGAUGGUGUUACAUUUGGGGAUGUGGGAACAACACUUUGUCCUAGGCUUCGAGCCAGAGUGUAUUGUUGUUCUGGUAAAAUUCGUGAGAGGAAGCAUGCUGGAGAAAACACUGUGUGGAACAUGCUGACCGGGCACCAGUCAAGGAGCCGUCCUAAUUGGGAAGAGAGAAUGUAUCUGUUGGGCUUGUGAGGGAAUGCUAACAGGGAACAGCACAUGGGCAGUUUGAAGGGGAGAACCCUGCUCUUAUUCUGUUUGUGAUCAUUUGCGCUGAUAAUAUGAGGUACUUGCCAUCAUUAUAGGAUAUCACAGGUACACUUGGAUAACCACUGUCAGUACAGGCAAUAUGUAACAAUAGAAAAGUAGGUCAAUCAUGUAUUCAUUAUGUUUGUACUUAGUCUAAGCAAGAUUGGAGGUCGGAAGAGGAAAUUCAAGGAUGGACAUACUUUAUGGUGACCAAUGAUGUGGAAUAAGAUCUUGUGGGGGGGGGGGCUUUUGUUUUGAGUGGUGUGCAAGCACUCGGGUUAUGCGGAACACUCUGUUGCGCUCAUUUGCAUCAUCUUACUAAUAAAGAAGAUUUUACCUUA